AUGGAGGACGCUGCUGAGGACUUGGCUGAGCUGGACCAGCAGGGAGGGACGACUUGCAGAGACACGUCCAGCUCUGCAAAGCUGCAAAGAGACGGUCCGGCCGUCCAGAAGACCCCCCGCCACCGGAAGACCACCGCCACCGGAAGACCCCCCGCCACCGGAAGACCCCCCGCCACCGGAAGACCACCGCCACCGGAAGACCCCCCUCCACCGGAAGACCCCCCGCCACCGGAAGACCCCCCACCACCGGAAGACCACCGCCACCGGAAGACCCCCCCGCCACCGGAAGACCACCGCCACCGGAAGACCCCCCCGCCACCGGAAGACCCCCCGCCACCGGAAGACCACCGCCACCGGAAGACCCCCCGCCACCGGAAGACCCCCCGCCACCGGAAGACCACCGCCACCAGAAGACCCCCCGCCACCGGAAGACCCCCCGCCACCGGAAGACCCCCCGCCCCUGGAAGACCACCCGCCACCGGAAGACCACCGCCACCGGAAGACCCCCCGCCCCUGGAAGACCACCGCCACCGGAAGACCACCGCCACCGGAAGACCCCCCGCCCCUGGAAGACCACCCGCCACCGGAAGACCCCCCGCCCCCGGAAGACCACCCGCCACCGGAAGACCCCCCGCCCCCGGAAGACCCGCCACCGGAAGACCACCGCCACCGGAAGACCACCGCCACCGGAAGACCCCCCGCCCCCGGAAGACCCGCCACCGGAAGACCACCGCCACCGGAAGACUACCGCCACCGGAAGACCCCCCGCCCCCGGAAGACCACCCGCCACCGGAAGACCACCCGCCCCCGGAAGACCCGCCACCGGAAGACCCCCCGCCACCGGAAGACCACCGCCACCAGAAGACCCCCAGCCACCAGAAGACCACCGCCACCAGAAGACCACCGCUACCAGAAGACCCCUUUGUAUCUUCCUCCUGGAGCAGGGGAGGGAGCCCCCUGCUGGAGGACUGA
Salarias fasciatus (jewelled blenny) is the source of this 972-nucleotide messenger RNA. Its product is annotated as early nodulin-75-like. Lineage: Eukaryota; Metazoa; Chordata; Actinopteri; Blenniiformes; Blenniidae. The transcript has a single exon. The coding region runs from base 1 to 972 and encodes 323 amino acids. The record is from RefSeq and is a predicted model, not a curated record.